CGCACGUGCGAAGCUUCUAUAAAAGUUCAAACGCGAGUGGAAAUCGCAUAGCGAAAAAGGAACAGGAAUAUUCAGCUUCCUUAUUCGUUACCCCGCCAACACUCCUCGGCGAAUCACCGGAAUAUCCCAUCUCCGGCCCAAGGUGCAAGUGUUCGUGUUGGUAUGCCGUACCUGGUGCGUGAGCAUUUAUUUAUUGGCAACAUUGGUGAUGCUGCGGAUGUUCUCCAGAAGGACUCUAAUGAAAUCACACAUAUACUGUCAGUUCUUAGUUCAGAAUCCAUUUCUUUCUUCUCGGAGUGGCGUAGUGGGAUCUCAAUUCCGUGCAAAGAAAUCCGGAAGGUCUAUGCUGGGGACUCAGGAUCGGAGGAUGUUCCACAUGACAUGUCAAAGUCUGCUUUAUCACCAGAUAAGCUGCUUUAUUCACUGGAGUAUGCUGGUAAGGAUUUGAAGAUUGUGAGGAUGGCUGUACCUAUAAGGGAUAUGGAAAGUGAAAAUUUGCUGGACCAUUUGGAUGUGUGCUUGGAUUUUAUUGAAGAUAGUAGGAAAGAAGGUUCAGUUCUUGUCCACUGCUUUGCAGGCGUAUCAAGGAGUGCAGCAAUAAUUACAGCAUACCUGAUGAAAUGUGAACAGCUACCAUUAGAAGAUGCUAUUGAAUCCUUGAAGCAGAGCUGUGAAUCAGUGGGCCCUAAUGAUGGUUUCUUGGAGCAGCUGAAAAUGUUUGAACAAAUGGGGUUUAAAGUUGAUCGUGCAAGCUCCAUAUACAAGCGCUUUCGGUUAAAAAUAUUAGGUGAUUCCUAUAAUCGUGGGGAACAAAUAGAUGGUUCGAAGUUUGGUGCAGAUCCUGGAUUGCCAGCAGGAACUGUUUCCUCAAAUGCUGAAGCAUCACCUGGCAUACAGGCCCCUCCUACUCGUGCAUUCCGAUGCAAAAAAUGCCGUAGAGUCAUUGCAUUGCAGGAAAAUAUUUUGGAUCAUGUUCCAGGAGAGGGUGAAUCAUGCUUUGAUUGGCAUAAAAGGAGGGGUGGAAAUCCUUUCAGAAGACCCAGUGACGAGGAGUGUUCUUCCAUCUUUGUUGAGCCUCUUCGCUGGAUGAAAACAGUGGAAGAAGGUGGUCUUGAGGGCAAGCUGACAUGCGCCCACUGUGAAGCUCGACUAGGUUACUUCAACUGGUCAGGGAUUCAGUGCAGUUGCGGGAGUUGGAUCACACCGGCCUUCCAGCUUCAUAAAAGCCGAGUGGACAUCAGUACUCUCUAGAUCCAAACUGUGGAAGUUCCAUCGACUGCAUUAUAUGUGCUUUGGGUCUUGCCUCAAGCUAUGAUCUCAUUUAGUCCACUCAAUCAUACGAGUAUAAAAUUUGUUUGAAAACGGCUCUUUCCUACUUGUGUUUGAAUAAUUGCGAAUUUGCCGGUCUAUUCUGGCAUGAGUUCGAUUGAUGAAGUAAAUUUUGUGUUUCCUGCUUGUGAUUAA
Molecule: messenger RNA, 1464 nt
Organism: Salvia hispanica
Lineage: Eukaryota; Viridiplantae; Streptophyta; Magnoliopsida; Lamiales; Lamiaceae
Biological process (GO): protein dephosphorylation
Molecular function (GO): protein tyrosine/serine/threonine phosphatase activity
Source: RefSeq, a predicted model, not a curated record